Molecule: messenger RNA, 1357 nt
Organism: Pyrus x bretschneideri (Chinese white pear)
Lineage: Eukaryota; Viridiplantae; Streptophyta; Magnoliopsida; Rosales; Rosaceae
Exons: 3
Coding region: 67-1335 (422 amino acids)
Source: RefSeq, a predicted model, not a curated record
CCCCGAGUCGUUAGAAAACCAGGAAAAGGCCCGGUUAGGGUUUUUCACUUCCUGCGGGGUACGGCCAUGUGGCGCAGAGCUGGAUUGAGCUCGGGACUGAACCUCCGGAAGCUCUCAACCGCAGUACGACGUCGUAUCGAGGACGAAGGCGACUGGUCCUACGCCUCGGAGUGGUGGGGGGAAGAAUCCGAAGGCCACACCGUCCUCCGCUCCACAUCCGACAAAGGCAAUGGCGUUGUCUCAGUCAUCGCCUAUCCUUCCUCAAAACCCAGCGUGCUCCAUUGGGCGUCGACAGAGAGAUGGCUGCAGCAAAGGUACGAAGAGAUACAGGAGUGCCGUCAGAACAACGAGAGAUUCAGAGUGCUCGGAUAUCAAUGGCGCGCUCUCCGCUUUAACGACGACACCCGCCAGAGCACCGUUAAGGUUUUGGCUGCCUAUCGGCGAUCGGAACCGGAAUCGAUCGCCCUUAUGCAGCAGCCUCAUUGCUUGGCUGUUCCUUAUCUUAAGAGCAUGUUAGCAGCUGGGUUGACCACUAUAGCAUCUUGUAAUUACAAUCUCAUGAACGCGGUGACUGGGACCGAAAAUAUUCGUAUAUUGUGCAUUGGUCAGGGUGGCGGAAGCUUACCGUUGUUUUUGGCUAGUAAAAUUCAAGGUGCUAUUGUUGAUGUAGUUGAAAUCGACCCUCUCGUCAUCUCAGCCUCAGUUCGAGCCAUGGGAUUUCCGGCUUUCUCAAUUAUGACUCCAUCAGGCAAGCGUGCCGUGUCACCCAAUACCAUGGAUACCGUUAUGUGGAAAGGCAUCCACGAGAGGCUGUUCCUCCAUGAAUCCGAUGCCGAGGAUUUCAUUCUCAACACCACCAUCCAGUAUGAUAUGGUCUUCGUUGAUGCUUAUGAUGGGGAAGACAUAUUCCCACGCAAGUUAUGGGAUCCACAUUCCCCAUUUCUAAAAGCCCUCAGCAGCCGGCUUCACCCAGAUCAUGGCACAGUUGUCGUGAACCUUCAUUCAGAUUCUGAUAUCUUGAACCCUGACGGUUCUGCACCAUCCGUUUUGCAGCAAACUUUGCCAAUGGGAAAGUACGUCUCGAGGGUUUGCCAGGCAUACAAGGACGUGGUAGUGGGAGGGAAAGAUUCUGGUUUGGGUUUUACAGUUUCAGUUCCGUGGGUGUGCAAUUCUUCUCUGGUCGUGUGCAGAGGUUUUGUGGUAACGGGUGGGGAUUGCAACAGGGAUGUGAUCAUGGAGGCUCUGAUAUCCAAAUCAUUUGAAUUGGAAAAUGUACUCAACUUACCAUUCUCCUGUUUUGAAUAUAUAAAGAGAGGUUUUAUACUUGUUGAUUAAUUUCAUGACAAGUUUAUACCUA